GGUCAUGGAGAAGCGCAGCAGCAGCUGGGGAUUACAUUUGUUCCAGCUUUUCUUUCUCGUCUUGCUCUCAGGUUAUCCGUUAUGUUGUCACGGAAGCUGGAUGUGGCUGGGCAUCACCUCUGUCGGGGUAGUGGAGAAGAUGGGAUGCGCGAAUUUGCCGCUGUCCAGCAAGCAGAAGGACGUGUGUAAGCGGAAGCCUUACCUGCUUCCCAGCAUUAAAGACGGAGCGCGUUUGGGCAUCACAGAGUGUCAGUCUCAGUUCAGACAUGAGCGCUGGAACUGCAGCACCAGCAAACAGCCCUCUGUGUUCGGCUACGAGCUCAACAGCGGAACAAAAGAGUCAGCGUUCAUCUACGCUAUCAUGGCAGCAGGUCUGGUCCACUCAGUCACCCGGGCCUGCAGUGCAGGGAACAUGACCGAGUGCUCGUGUGACACCACGCUAACAGGCAGUGGCUCACAAACAGAGGGCUGGCACUGGGGCGGCUGCUCGGAUGACAUCGGCUACGGGACGUGGUUCAGUCGCCGGUUUAUUGACCAUGCAACAAAGAAUGCUUCUGUGCAAGGAGAUGAGACCAUGCUCAUUAUGAACCAGCAUAACAGCGAGGCAGGGAGACAGGCUGUGGCCAAGACGAUGUGGACGGACUGCCGCUGUCAUGGCGUCUCAGGCUCCUGUGCUGUAAAGACAUGCUGGAAGACCAUGGCAUCCUUUGUGCGUGUAGGCAACUACCUAAAGGACCGUUAUGAGAAUAGCGUACAGGUGCUAGACCGCACCAAGCGCAAAUUCCGUCGUAAGGAAAAGGAACAACGGCACAUGCCCAUCAGUCGGGAAGAGCUCAUAUUCCUCAACAAGUCACCCAAUUAUUGUGUGGAGGACAGGCGCCUGGGGGUGACCGGGACUCGAGGGCGCCGGUGCAACCGCACAUCUGCCGGGCCAGACGGCUGCAACUUACUGUGCUGCGGACGCGGAUACAACACACACGUGGUGCGUCAUGUGGAGCGCUGCGAGUGCAAGUUCAUCUGGUGCUGCUACGUGCGCUGCCGGCGAUGCGAGACCAUGAAUGACAUUCACACAUGCAAAUAAAGGGAUAAGCCGAGGACAGGAAGAUAUGAGGAGAGAUGGAAUGAAGUGAAGUAAAGUUUGACUGGGGAAAUAGAGAUGAUAUGAAUUGUACUUUCACUUCCUAUCCUGUACUUCUUUUAGUUUCAUCUGUCAAAUUCUUUAAUCAGUGGCACCUUCACUUGCUUGAGCAUUUGGAUCGAUUCUCUGCAAGUUGAUGAAGUGUUACUGUGAGAACUGAUGACGAAAGUGGCUUUGUGACAAGA
This is a messenger RNA of Tachysurus vachellii, 1323 nucleotides long. It is a transcript of the gene wnt16, whose product is annotated as wingless-type MMTV integration site family, member 16. The coding region runs from base 5 to 1081 and encodes 358 amino acids. Gene Ontology annotation, molecular function: frizzled binding; cytokine activity. The transcript is spliced from 4 exons. Gene Ontology annotation, cellular component: extracellular region. Lineage: Eukaryota; Metazoa; Chordata; Actinopteri; Siluriformes; Bagridae. The record is from RefSeq and is a predicted model, not a curated record. Gene Ontology annotation, biological process: multicellular organism development; neuron differentiation; cell fate commitment.